AUGGCCUCUCAAGACAUGUUUACUCUAGCCAAUGACAGUAAGUCCGUUGAAUCAUUAAGAGGUAUUGCAGAUGGCUUAGCACCAUCACACACAUUUAUCCCGAAUCGUGGCUAUGCGGACAAUGAUGCAUCCGCCCCCCGGAAGCUUGCCCUAGGCAAUGUCAUCCACGAGGAAGACGGUGAGGAGGAAGAACAAGAAGAAGCAGGUGAUGAUGACGGCUAUGAAUAUGAAGACGAGUAUCAGUCUGACAGGGCAGACGGAAUUCAACUCGUGGAUCCUGACCAACUUGCAUACUCAAAUCCUGCAGAUCUCACUAAGGCCUUCAACCGGCAGAGGCGACUAGAACAAGCACUUGCGGAUCCAAACGUCCCUCCCUCGCAAUACCCCAAAUUCAACACUCCGAAACUGCCUAAGGACGUUGACGAGGACGAGGAGGACGAAGCCGACGGCAGGAAACCCCGGGCAAACAUCGCGGGCCUGGAGCACACCCCCUUUCGCGAAACUUCCAAGGAUAGACUCAAGAAAGACAAAAGAGACCGAGCUACGAGAGAACAGGUACUUGACCCUAGGACCCAAAAAAUCCUGUUUCAAAUGAUCAGCUCCGGCAUAGUCUCCGAAAUCAACGGUACCAUCUCAGCCGGCAAAGAGGCCAAUGUCUACCACGCUGUUUGCACCUCUGACGAAGCCGAUACUCCAGACACACAUGUUGCUAUCAAAGUGUACAAGACCAGUAUUCUAGUCUUCAAAGACCGUGAGAAAUACGUCAGCGGUGAAUUCCGAUUCCGAAGAGGUUUCAAAUCUUCCGACAACCGCUCUAUGGUGAAAUUAUGGGCCGAGAAAGAGCUGCGCAACCUCAAGCGAAUCCAAGCAGCCGGCAUCCCCAGUCCUGAACCACUCUACCUUCGCCGCCACGUUCUCGGCAUGAGUUUCAUCGGCGAUUCCAAGGGAAACGCGGCACCCAGACUAAAGGACGUCGAAUUCACGGACCAUGAUGCGGCGGCCAAAUGGAGGGCGAUCUAUCUCGAAAUCAUUACUUAUAUGCGCAUCAUGCUGCAGAAAUGCAAGCUCAUCCAUGCAGAUUUGAGCGAGUACAACAUGCUCUACUACAAGAACACACCCUACAUCAUCGACGUGAGCCAAAGUGUCGAGGAAACCCAUCCUCACAGCCGAGAUUUUUUGCGUAUGGACAUCAAAAAUGUCAACGACUUCUUCCGCCGCAAGGGUGUCGACGUGCUCUCAGACAAGAAAAUAUACCAAUUCCUCACGAGACGAGCGGCCGACGGCACGGAAUCAGAAUUAAAACUCGACACGGUUCGCGCUGAGAUAGACAAAAUCAUGGCUCAGCGCACCGAUGUAGAGGACAGGGACGAAGAAGAUGAGGUCGAGAACGAAGUCUUCCGCAAGCAGUACAUCCCGCAAACGCUCGAAGAAGUGUACGACGCCGAAAAGGACCUGGAGAAGCUCCAAAUCGACGGCCGCGAUGCCCUCGUGUACAAGGACCUCCUCGCGCCAUUGAAAGAUGAAAAGCCACAGCAGCAGCAGCCGCCCAACUCAAGUCCUGCACCGGCGUCAACAGACACUGUGAACGACAACUGGGAAGACCAAGACGAUGACCCAGAUCAGGGCGCACCCCUCUCGCCCAUGCAUUCCCAUGUAGACUCCGAAGCUUCAAAAUCACAUUCCGACGACGCAGAUACCGAUACGGGCUCAGUAUCCACUUCUUCAUCCCGAUCCAGUCGGCCCCGAGGGAAACGGUUCCAAGACAAAGACGAGAAACGCGAACACAAGCGCAAAGUGAAAGACGAGAAGCGCGAGAAGCGCAGUAACAAGAUACGCAAGAAUGUCAAGAAGAGGUUGGUGAAGGAGACGAGUCGACAUAAACGUUAG
Molecule: messenger RNA, 1887 nt
Organism: Rhinocladiella mackenziei CBS 650.93
Lineage: Eukaryota; Fungi; Ascomycota; Eurotiomycetes; Chaetothyriales; Herpotrichiellaceae
Exons: 1
Coding region: 1-1887 (628 amino acids)
Biological process (GO): maturation of SSU-rRNA
Cellular component (GO): cytosol; preribosome, small subunit precursor
Molecular function (GO): protein serine/threonine kinase activity; ATP binding
Source: RefSeq, a predicted model, not a curated record